AUAAAUUCACCUAAAUAUCAUUUUCAAAUUAAAAACAAUUCAAAUUUUCUCCAUUGUGGCACAAUUAUCAAUCUAAAAAUUUGUUUAACAUCACACAUUUAGCUUUGCUCUAAGCGUUCGCCAUGAAUCGGACGGAACUCGAUUAUUACGCUGUACUGAAUGUGCCACGCGAUGCACCCAAAGAGGCUAUAACGCUGGCGUAUCGUAAAUUGGCUAUUAGGCUGUGCCCGCAUCGCGAUCCGAAGUAUGAACGCGAUUUUGUGCCAAAUUUGGGGCCAACCCAUAUGCAAACGCUGUCGCAGAAUCGCCAAUGGGAAUACAUUAAUAUGGCCUACGAUGUUCUAGGCAACGAUUUGUAUCGCGCAAUCUACGAUCGAUUUGGGGAGGCUGGUCUCUUUCAGGGCAUUUAUUUACCCAAUGGCUACUUCCCGCCUUAUCAAUACCAUGGCGACCACAUGAAAGUAUAUCACGAUGUCUUUGGCAGCUACUCGCCAUAUGCAAACAUCAUUGAUGUUGUUACAAAUCCGCCAGUGCUGUACUCGUCGUUGGAACAUGGCAUAGGGGUGUACAGAAAAGAUCCGCCAGUGGAGAGAAUUAUUUAUUUAGAAUUGGAGGAAGUAUUUACGGGCUGUACAAAAUUGAUGCAUGUCUGGAGACAAGAAUUUGCUGAUUCGAAAGAAACGCGCACAGAGAAAAAGAAGAAAACACUAAAACUGAAAAUAUCACCAGGUACCACUGCAGGCACACGAUUUUGUUUCAAGGAGGAAGGUGACCGCAGCCCAACAAAAAUCCCUGCCGAUAUUAUAUUUAUCACAGCCGAUAAGCCGCAUCCACUCUUCGAGCGUAGUCAGCACCACAAUUUGGUCUACACCCAUGAUAUUACUUUAAAAGAGGCACUUGUCGGUUUUACCUUUACAAUCACUACGCUGGGCAAACGCGCUCUAAAAAUAAUUAUUUCCGAUGUGGUUUGCCCGGGCUAUACGAAAGUGGUGCCAAAAGAAGGACUACCAGUGUGUAAAGAAGAACCAAUCGCUCCCGACAUGAAACCAUCUGGUCUAAAGGAAGUUACAUUUGGAGACUUGAUUGUCAAAUUUCAGGUUGAGUUCCCAAAAUUAAUGAAUUACAAGAUGCGCAAUUUGACCAAAGAAUUUUUUUGCGAAUUGCAAAAAAUGCAAGACGAAGCUGAGAAUGCGCCGCAUCCCUUGCAGAAUCUUUUGAAAAACAUUAAACGACGCAAAUAAUGGAGCCAGCAACAAGAAAAACAACAACAAAUACAUGCUUAAUCAAAUUUUUUAAAUUUGUAUUUUUUUAUUAUUUCAUUCAAAUUCAACGUAUAAUCGUAAAAGACUGUUACGCUUGAAUGGCCUGCAAUUAAAUUUUUUUUUUGCAAUACAUAUAUGACAUUUGCACAUAAAUAUGUGUUUUGUAUGCCUGCAUAUACAUAUAUAUUUUGUUGUAUUUAUUAUUAUGUUUUUUUUUUCGAAUAUGCAUUAAUUAAAUUCAAUUUGUGUGUAAUUUGACUUGAAUGUUUAGUUAAAAAAAUUGUGAAUGUUUUACAUGUAGGCGUGUAUUUAAAUACAUACAAGUAUGUAUAUGUAUGUGUAUGUGUGAACGUACGUUUGAUAAAAAUCCGCAUGAUUGGUCAAAAAUAUAUGCUUUAGAAAUUUUCAUAAUCGAACUAUUGUGUCGCUAUGUAUGUAUGUAUGUAUUUAUGUGUGUGAAGUUGUGCUUGUAUUGGCGCUGUUUUGUGAAACCUGAAUAU
Molecule: messenger RNA, 1762 nt
Organism: Anastrepha obliqua
Lineage: Eukaryota; Metazoa; Arthropoda; Insecta; Diptera; Tephritidae
Product: dnaJ homolog subfamily B member 13
Exons: 4
Coding region: 123-1241 (372 amino acids)
Cellular component (GO): cytosol
Molecular function (GO): protein-folding chaperone binding
Source: RefSeq, a predicted model, not a curated record